Molecule: messenger RNA, 1080 nt
Organism: Paramecium sonneborni
Lineage: Eukaryota; Ciliophora; Oligohymenophorea; Peniculida; Parameciidae
Source: the annotation of a GenBank genome assembly
AUGUAAGGUAAUUAAGAUCAAAAAAGAAAAUUAAUAUAAUCCUCUUGCUUAGAUGACCUUUGUGAGUUUAAAGCACCUAAAGUGCUUAUAUGUGGUUUAGGAAUAAUAACGGUUAAAGAUAUUUUAAGAUCCUUAGAGAGAUACUUGAGCAGAUUAGAACUCAUUACUUGUUCGUUGAUAUUUGAUUAGCAACCAGAAACAAGAAGAAUAGGAGAUCGAAAAGGCUUCAAAAAAAUAAAAAAAAAAUAAGAUACAUCGGUGUAAAAAUCUCAGAAAAAGGAAGGGAAUUAAAAGACAAAGUUAAAGAAGAGAUCAAUAGCGACGGAUAAGAUUACGGCUAUGACUAAUGAUUCCUUAGUUGGUGGGCAGGUAGAUAGAUCCUAAGCUGCCCAAAAAACAGAAGGGAAUAGAUAACGUGGAGAAUUGGAUGGAAGGAGGUUCAAACAGAACACACCUUUAUCAUAUACCUAUCGUACUUAGAUUGACCAACUGAAGUAACUUAGUAAGGGAUUGAAGAAACCUGAAAAAAAAAUAUUUAAAAAUAAAUUACAUAAAAAUAUAUAUAUAAAUCAGAAGAAAAUCCAUUUGUUAUUUUAUUAUUAUAAUUUUUAAUUAUAAUAAUAACCCUUGUUAAACUCACAAGUAUUUCAUAUGUUUUUUAAGCAUAUUUUAUUUAUCUUGGUUGGACCAUCUGUAGUAAUUUAAUAUUUCAGGAACACUUCACUGCGAGCGUUGAUGGUCUCAAAUAUGAUGGACAAUGGGAAGACAAUGCUAAAAAUGGGUUCGGUACUGAAAUAUAGUUGGAUGGAUCUAUAUAUGAGGGAUAUUAUAAAAAUGGAUAAGGAAAAUUUAAAUGGGGUGAUGGAUCAGUAUACAUUGGAGAAUUUGUGAAUGAAAAUUUUGAAGGAGAAGGUGAAUUUCAUUGGGAAGAUUGGUCAAUGGAAAAAUAAUUAAAUGGAUGGUUAAGGGGUAAAUAAUUAUACAUUCUUAGAUUUUCAAAUGGCCAUAGAUAUAAAGAAAAUAUCUAGGGUCUUAUUAGAAUGGCGUUAAAGAAGGAUUUGGAAUAUUUGAAUGCCUGAU